AUGAAGUUUUCCGCGACAACCGUCUUGGCCGCACUCGCGGCUGUGGCAUCCGCCGUCCCGGUCUGCAAGCCGCCUGUCUACACUCUCCCGAAGAUCGGAGAAGGCGCCGAGCUCACGCCCCCGGCUGCCUCCCUCGUGCUCAAGAAGAUCGCCAUCGGCCACGGCAUCCAAAACUACACCUGUGCCGCCAACACCGGCGACAGCGUGGCCACCGGCGCUCUCGCCAUCCUCCACGACGUUACUAGCUUCUACCCGGGCACCGAGCGAACCGGCGUCCCCCAGAACGCUUGGGAUGGCCUGCCGAGCAACCUCCUCUGGAACACCCCCUUCCCGCUGAACAAGCUCGCGGGUACCGAGUACGGUGCCGACCCUACUACGCCUUUCCCUGUGACGGGCGAUCUCCGUCUCAAGGGCGUUCCGCCUGCCAAGUUCCUCGGCCACCACUUCUUCGACAGCAAAGGCACCCCCGUCUUCGAUCUCCCCGCCGCGGGCCUCAAGGCGGUUCUCAAGAAGACGGACACCAAGACCGCACCGUCGGGGGCCGACAAGGGCAUCAUUGGCACCGGCGCCGUUGCCUGGCUGCAGCUGGACGACAACGGCACUGGCCAAUCCGUCGGUGUGACCUCAGUCUACCGCGUCAUCACCGCCGGCGGCGCUCCCCAACCCUGCUCGGCCGUCGGGGCCGGUGUGCAGAGUGUGCCGUACACGACGUUUUACUGGUUCUUCUAG
Dichotomopilus funicola is the source of this 729-nucleotide messenger RNA. RefSeq lists its product as uncharacterized. The record is from RefSeq and is a predicted model, not a curated record. The coding region runs from base 1 to 729 and encodes 242 amino acids. NCBI's taxonomy places the organism in Eukaryota, Fungi, Ascomycota, Sordariomycetes, Sordariales, Chaetomiaceae. The transcript has 2 exons.